GUUUGUAGGCGUGUCCAUCAAUUUUUGUGUGCUUGAUCUUCCAAUGCGCAUACGUAUGCUUUGGAACCCGUCUCUGACACUGUGGGAGCCCAAAUCAGACGUCGGGCUGCCAAGGCUUCACGUGUGAGUCACGUGCCCAUCUAAUGGCGACUCUGAAAAGUUGUGCAGGAGGGAAAGGAAGUUCCAAGAAGCAGGCGUCUAUUUCAGGAUUCUUCUCCCGCGGUCAAGUUUCUGACAACUCGCAAAAGUCUGAAGAAGUUCAAGGAACAGUCGAGUUAGAUUCAGAAGUCAGCCUCACUGAUGGUCAAGGCACCGAACAAGUGACACCUAGCGAGGUUUCUACCGCUGCUGGGCCUUCCAGUGGAUUGGUUCUAGAAGCCGCUAACGUUCUAGUAGGCCCUCAUCAACCUCGAUCCAAAGAUUUGUUUGGUGGAAGUUUUCCGAGGAGGCAAAUUUUGCGUCAGCGAAGAAGUUUUCAGGAGACUUGGUAUUCCCAGUUCCCUUGGCUGGAGUAUAGUGAGAAGGUGGAUUCUGCAUUUUGUUUUGCGUGUCGCCUAGCUGAGCAGAGCGGAAAGCAUGGCCACUACGAUGCAUGCUUUACUGAAAGAGGCUUUCGAAACUGGAAAACGGCACUAGAUGACUACAGAAAGCACGAGUCUUCGCAUGUGCACUGCUUGGCGGCAGCUGUGUGGAAUCAGGCAAGACAUGUUGCCGAAUCGGGUACGUCUGUAGCCCAGUCUGUCAGUACUGCGCACCAAUUAAGAAUAACCUUGAACAGACGAAAUCUCGGGAAAGUGUUUGAAACUAUCCUUUAUCUUGGGCGACAGUCUAUUGCUUUGCGUGGACAUGACGAAACGGAAGAUUGCACGAACAGAGGGAAUUUUCUCGAACUGUUACAUCUGCGGGCAUCAGAUAAUCCUGAGCUUGAGCAACACCUGCAAGGAACGUUUACGUACACCUCUCCACAGAUUCAAAAUGAAAUUCUAGCUCUUUGCGGUCACAAGAUUCAGCAGUCGAUAGUCCACGAACUCCGAACGUCCGGUAUGUAUGGACUGAUUUGUGACGAAACCACAGACGUAUCGAGACAAGAGCAGAUGUCCAUUUGUGUUAGGUACGUAAGUGAAUCAAUGACAGUAAAGGAACGCUUCUUGGGCUUUUGGCCAGCCGAAAGUACCGAUGGAAAGUCACUGUUCAAUCUUCUAAAUCAAGCUUUGAAUGAGUUAGGAAUUCCUGUAGGUCAAAUGAGAGCUCAGUGCUAUGACGGUGCGUCCAAUAUGCGAGGGAGAUACAAAGGUGUCUGUACUCGUUUUCAGGAAGUGGAAAAGAGAGCUCUAUACAUCCACUGCCAUGCUCACGUGCUGAACCUUACUCUAGCGAAUGCUUGUUCCGCGGUCCAGGAUAUUAGAAACGUUCUUGGAGUGGUAAACAGCCUCUACAAACUGCUGGAAGGAUCGGCAAAGAGACAUUCGCGGUUUCAGGCUAUCCAGGAGAAGCUAGGAGGCAGUUCUGUCACUCUCAAGAGACUUUGUGAAACUAGAUGGUCUUCACGCUAUGAAGCUGUACAUGCUAUCAAGUCCAGUUUUGAUGCGAUCAUUCACACUCUUGAAGCAAUUUCAACUGAAGAUGCCGAAUUAGGACCAGAAGCAUCCUGUCUUCUGAAGUCUGUUCAGACUUUCCACUUCUUCUUCUAUAUUUCAGUGUUGGAAGAGGUACUUGGGAAAACUGCUGUUCUUUCACGCUACUUACAAGGUCGGCGUGUCGAGCUGUCUGGAGUCAAGUCGAAAGUUUCUAGCACAAUCAAAGCCGUGGGUGCACUUCGUGAAGACUUUCAAGACGUCUGGAAAAAUACUGAAGACAUUGCGUCAAAACUAAGCUUGGAACUUCCACAACUUCCGCGCAAACGUAAAGUAGCACAGCGACUGGCCAUGGAUGGUGGUGGUACACCAUAUUACCCUCAGUCUUGUCAAGAGCAAUAUAAACUGGUUUACAAUGAGGUCGUAGAUAUCGUGCGAAUGGAAAUGAAAGAGAGAUUUCGUGAGAAUGAAUAUGAAGUUCUGGCUGCAGUCGAAAAACUUCUAGUAGACUCACUGACAGAGAGCCGACCAGACCGGUCGAGUCUUCAGACAGUGUGCACAUUUUAUGGCAACGACUUCAAUUCUGGCCGACUUGAGCAUGAACUUGAAAUUUUUUAUGGUAAUAUUCAAGCGUACCAAGGCGAACCGGACUGGACUGUAGAGAGUGAAGAGGGAACUGACUUGCCCGAACUUGUAAAAGUCCGGACGUUCUUCAACAAAGGCACUAACAGGGACUGCUACCCAGAAACUUGUAAGCUUCUUAAGACACUUCUUGUCAUUCCUGCAUCUUCAUCGGAAUGUGAACGAUCAUUUUCCACUCUCCGUCGUUUGAAAACGUGGCUCAGAACGUCGAUGGGACAAGAACGUCUGACUAGUCUAGCACUCCUGACAGUCGAGCGCGAAGAAUGUCGAAAAUUGGAGUGUAGAGUGGAAGACCUUGUUGCAGAGUUUGGGUCUAGUGGACGAAGGCGUUUACUGUUAAAUUAGUUUAUCGCACCUCCGUGACGUCUAGAACAGCUGUUGCAUUUAAACUAUGCUACGCUAUCUAGAGUACCCUGGAACCGUUGGUUAAUUGCAAACUAUUUAGCUGCCAGUAGAACGUACUCUGCUCACACAAGAAUGAUCAAUUCUCCAAGCUCCCACGUAUGCACCACUCAGUCUUCAAGUACGCAUGUGACAGCUUUUUGCCCAUAUGUAGGUACGUACUACGAAGGCAAGAAGUGUGUGGUUGGCUGAUUUGACUGAUGAAGUGGGCGUGUCCCGUUGCGUCGCAAAGUCUAGCCCCCCCAAUCCUAGAG
Molecule: messenger RNA, 2872 nt
Organism: Corticium candelabrum
Lineage: Eukaryota; Metazoa; Porifera; Homoscleromorpha; Homosclerophorida; Plakinidae
Product: zinc finger MYM-type protein 1-like
Exons: 2
Coding region: 144-2561 (805 amino acids)
Molecular function (GO): protein dimerization activity
Source: RefSeq, a predicted model, not a curated record